Messenger RNA from Mauremys mutica (yellowpond turtle), 3272 nucleotides. RefSeq names its product coiled-coil domain containing 24 (gene CCDC24). Lineage: Eukaryota; Metazoa; Chordata; Testudines; Geoemydidae. The record is from RefSeq and is a predicted model, not a curated record. The transcript is spliced from 9 exons. Bases 23 to 1273 code for a protein of 416 amino acids.
UUAUCCUGCGGGCACUGGCCCCAUGUUCCCUGCCCCCGGCGGGCCUGGGGAGCCCUGGCAGCCGGUGCCCUCGCUCUGGAGGCUGGUGGAGGAGCAGGUGGUGCCCAGCGAGAAGCCCGAGGUGAAGAGCAUCCUGGGGGCGGACGUGGUGGAGCGCAGCUUGGAGCUGCAUGCGGAGGUGGAGACCCUGGUGGAGCUGGGGCGGGAGGCGCGCUCGGCCUGCACCGGGCUGGAUCAGUGCCCCCCGCAGGGGGUUGGGGGCUGGGCUCUCCUGACAGCCCCCCCGCACCUCAAGGAGCUGGUGAGACAGGAGCUCCGGCUGCUGCUGCUCAGCCUCCAGCAGAAGGCGUCCGAGGAGGGCAGGGACACAGCCGAGGCCAUCGCUAAGUACAGCCCCCACGUGGUCAGCUUUGCCCUGGGGCCGCACGCUGGAGGGGAGUGUGCAGGACAGGACAGGUCCCUGGCUGGGAGCACCAGCACCAGGUGGGGCUCUGCCCGGGCACGCCCAGGCGCCAGUCUCGUCCACUGCCUGGAGCCCCUCAAGGACAAGCUGAGCAUCUCCCGCAUCCACCAGGCGCAGGCCCAUCUCCGGGCCCUGCUGGAGGAGGAGUGCCGUGCCCUGGAGAGACACAUCUGCCACCUCCAGAGCUGCCUGGAGGAGGAACACCGGGCCGCCACGGGGCCAGUGCAGCCGGCACAGGAGCCAACGAUGGCUGAGCUGCAGGAGCAGAGACGAGCCAUGGAGCGGGACCUGCAGCUGGGCCACUUGGACCCCAGGACUGGCCUCUCCCAGGAGGUCCAGCGCCCUGAGCCUGCAGCCCCCCCACAGCCCAGCUGCCCCGUGGGUGUGAGGAGCCCUGCACCAGCCUGCGUGUCCCCCCGCCUGGCACCGGCUGCUCCGUCCCUGUCGGGCCGCAGAGAGCCAGCCCCGCGAGGCCUGGGCAGUGCGCAGGGCCGAGUGCCCCCCGCCGGGUGCAUCUGCUCUCAGGGUGGCCUGGCUGGGGAGCUCCAUGGAGGGGCUGCGCCCCCCGGCUGGACCCAUGGCCAAGGCCAGAUGGACAGUGAUGCUGAGCACCAGGACCUGGCCACGCCGUCACCCCGGGGAGCUGGGGUCCCUCCUGCAAGCCCAGCCUGCAGCCGCCUGGUGCCCCCGCCAGCAGCACCAGCGCCCAGCCUGGCCUUCCUCCCCUCGCCACCCCCAGAGCAGCGCCCGCCCCUGCGCCCCCUCUCCGGCCGCCGCCUGAGGCUGCUGGGCUGCCUGGCGCCCAGCUAGUGCAGGGAGCCUCGCCCGCCCGCCCGCCCGCCCUGCGGCAUGGGGAGGGGGUCCUGCCCCAGCUGCCCCCAGCUCCAGCACUACUUCCUGCCCUGCUGGAUCCCUCUGCCCCCAGCUCGGCCUUGCUCUGCCCUGGAGGCACCCCACCUGCCGGGGCAUCUUGGGGGGCAGAUCCUGAGCUGAGCACUGGGCCUGGCCUGCAACGCCCCCUCCUGGCUGCCCCCUGCCACAGUGCGUGGGGAGCUGUGCAGCGUGCACGGGCCUAGUGUCAGGUGGGGGAGGGGCUCAGGUACCAUGUGCCCAGCGGGUGGGGGGCAAGAGGCUGCCUGGGGCCUGGGCACUUCUCAGUGCUCCUGCCGCCGGGGGGACGGGGGGGGGGAAUGGGCCCUUGUAGCCGGAGGCAGGCGCUGGGUUUCCUGACCCCAGGCUGGCACCGUGCCCUCUCUGCGGGGCCCCCUGCCCUCACCCACCCUGGGCAGGACCCACACAGCUGCCCCCCCUCCCCCCGGCAUGAGGCUAGGGGCUGGGCCCUGCUGUGGGCCUGCCGGGUGCCUCUGCCCAGCGCCAGCGAGUUGCAAGGCCAGGUGUCGGGAUCGGGGCCUGGCUGCCCUGGGCCAGGCCUGGGCGGGCAGUGCCGGGGGGGGGCGGGGUACCAGGGUCUCUCAGGCGUGCCCCUCCCCCAAAGAAAGGCAGCCGCACACGCACGCAGGAAUAUAAAUUUCAUUAAAAUCUAUCAGACUUUAAAACUCUACACGGGGCGGCGGCGCGGCCCAGCCCCAGCACCGUAUCGCUACCGAUGAGCCGGGACGGGGAGCGGGGGCAUCACGGGCACACGGGGCAGGGCACAGGAUCCAUGCGGGAAGAAGUGCAGGCGGGGAAAGGUGCCCACAGGGCUCCGCAGGGCCCCCUGCGUUGGCACGUUCCCCAGCCGCUGCCUUGGUGGCAGGAGUGGGGCCGGCUCCACUGCCCGUGGCCCCGGUCCCCGGGGACGUGGGUAAGUCCCACCAAACUCGCUUCGAGGGUGGCGUGAGCAGCCCCACGGCAGCGCCUGCCCCUGCCCUGCCCGUGAGGCUUGGCUUUGAGCGGUGCCCUGGCAGGGUGGGGGCGAGGCCGGGCCUGGCCCAGGUGGGCGCUGGGCUCCCGGCUGGAGGGGGGAUGCCCAAAGGCGUGUACCCGCCCCCCCCCAUGGGCCAGGCCCAAAGCUGGGUUGGGGGCAGGGCCCAGCUGCUCCCUGGCCCCUGACACACACAGAGCCACGGCUUGUAUUGCCCCUGGGUCCCACGCGGGCUGGGAGCUGGUCCCUCCCCACGCCUGUCUGAGCCAGCCCAGCCCCAUGCUGUGGGCACCCUCUGGGGGGGCUGCAGAGUGAUCUGGUGAGCACCCCCCGCUGCAGCCCCCUCUAUUAAUAUGCGUCUGACGCAGAGCAAAGCGCCUCCCCCCCUCCCCCGCCAACUUAGUGCUUCUGGCCCCAGGGGCCUCGUGUGCAAUUUAGCAGCAGGCUGGGGCGCUGCCCCUCCCCACCAUGGGGGCUGUGGGGCCCAGGGUGAGUCCAGCUGGGCCAAGCGAUCCCCCUCGCAGCAGGGGGCUGGACUCGGCCCCUCCGGCCAUAAAGUGCUUCCCCUCCCCGGGGCAGAGCCAUGAGGGUGCAGGGCCACCCCCCGAGCCAAUGCCCAGCCCCCUGCUCAGCCACACCAGCAGGGAGCAGACAAGGCCGUGGGUCCUGCUAGCUCGGUGAAGCCCCUCAGGCAGGGCUGAGCAAAUGGAGCCCCCCCGACCCCCGUGCCAGCCCCAGGCUAGGAGUUGGGGCCUGGAGUGGCUGGCUGAUGGCACAGACACCUGGCUGGCACUGGCAUAUGGACCCAGCCAGCUACCUCAAGGGGGGGUCCAAAGGGGAUGGAUCUAGACUGUUCUCAGUGGUACCAGGUGACAGAACAAGGAGCAAUGGCCUCAAGUUGCAGUGGGGGAGGUCUAGGUUGGAUAUUAGGAAACACUAUUUCAC